Messenger RNA from Penaeus vannamei (Pacific white shrimp), 1810 nucleotides. RefSeq names its product methenyltetrahydrofolate synthetase (gene Mthfs). Gene Ontology annotation, cellular component: mitochondrion. Gene Ontology annotation, molecular function: 5-formyltetrahydrofolate cyclo-ligase activity. Lineage: Eukaryota; Metazoa; Arthropoda; Malacostraca; Decapoda; Penaeidae. The record is from RefSeq and is a predicted model, not a curated record. Gene Ontology annotation, biological process: tetrahydrofolate interconversion; folic acid-containing compound biosynthetic process.
GUCCAGAAUCCGAAGCCAGCGGACAGCGAAACGAACGCGGUCCCAAUCAGCUGUUCCCAAGCGACACGCCACGACCGGAGGCUACGUGCAGAGGGCUAUUUUCAAUGCACCACCACGCUCCUCCUUCCUAGUGACAGGUGAUAUCCCAGACGCCAUACAGCCACAUGAAAUGCCAUUAAAGACGGCCAAGAGUCUGCUACGCCAAGAACUAAAGGCGAAACUCAAUGCCAUGAGUCCGGAUGAGAGGACCCGCCAGUCACAGAUCGUGCAGACGAAGGUCCUCCAGCACGACCUGUACAAGGAGAGCAAGAGGCUCUCCAUUUUCUUGAGUAUGCACGAUGAGAUAAACACGGACCUUAUCCUGCACGAUGCUUUGAGUUUUGGGAAGGCUGUUUAUAUCCCCAGAUAUGAUAGUAAGUCGACCUACAUGGACAUGGUUCGACUCAGAUCCUGGGAGGAAUAUGACGCUCUGCCAAUGACUAAAUGGAAGAUCAAGCAGCCUCCUUUGGACCAAGAUCGGGAAAAAGCUCUGGAUUCAGGGGGCCUUGAUCUGAUUCUUGUGCCUGGUUUGGCGUUCUCCAAGGCAGGGCAUAGGAUGGGUCGUGGACGAGGAUAUUAUGACACAUAUCUUGCAAGAAGCCGAGUUAUGCAAGAGCAUCCUCCAAACACAAUUGCAUUGGCUUUUGUUGAGCAAGUGCUUCCUCAAAUACCCGUUGAAGAAACAGAUGUUCCAAUUGAUAUUAUUCUUAGUGCUGAGUAAUAGUGUUAAUGUGCUUGUAUAUUCACAAGUGAAUAUAUAUAGAUAUGUGUGUAUGCACAUAUUAUGUUUGCAUAUACUUUUGUAAGGAAUCUUUUCUAUACUACUGUAUAGUGGUUGUUCUACAAAUCAUGUUUAGGUUCUGAUUUUACUCUUAAUUUGAUCUCCAGUAGACCAGGAUUUAUAUUGGGACAUGAUGCUCGGAGUUGUACGGUUGUAUUAAAAAAUAUAUAUUUUUUAGGUGUAUGGGAGUGUGUAUGUGCCCAUGUGAAUGUACAUGCAUUACACAAUACAUAUGCCUUUACUAGGUAUUAAUGAUUAGGUAUGAAAAGAUCUUUCUUAAGAUAUUUAUUCAUAUAUAUGUAAUUUUUUUUUUUGAGUGACAAUUUCUAAAUUUAUAUUCUGAUUUUACGGCAUAAACAGGAAUUCAUAAGUUCAAAUGAAAAAGUGAAGUUUGCUGUGGAAAAGGAAUAAACACUUACAAAACAUGUUAGGUAAAAUAGUUUUCUAAAUGGUUAUCUUUUUAAAAAUAUUUACAGCAAAUGUUACACAUUUCUAAUUCUGUUCCUUUGAAAUUAGCUAUAUAGCCAUCUGAUGUAGUUAUUAAUUUCCUCAAAAGGUUUAUCACAAAUUCUUUCUCCAUUUCAUAUUGAUUUGUUUAUAUUUUGAUAUAAAUUUUGUAUAGAAUACAAAUUGCCCAUAUCAACUAGUUGCAUAUAGAUGUUGGUAUAUGCAUGCAAGAGUAAAAUCAUUACUAUUUAUUUCCCUCAUUAAAAAAAGUUAAGAGAUUGAGGGGGAGCAACUACCUAUGGAAUGUAUAAGGAAAAUGCAUCUGUAGGGGAAUGAGAAACAUGGAUUUUUGCUUGUAUGCAUUGUUGAUUUUAUGUAUGGGUGCCUCAUAAACCGUUCUCCUAUAUUUGUUAAGUAAUUUGGGUCUUUCAUAUCUUGUGCCUUUGUUAUUGUGUUUUCUUAUUUUUUUGUAUGCUUAAGACCUUCAGAAUUCAUGGAAAACUUUUAUAUGGGAUUGUUGGUCCAUAAAUCUUAUUUUUAAAA